AUGGAUCUCAGGAAUCAAAACCAGACCUUCUUUCAUCUUCCACCUACAGAACUGGGAUUCCCUUGGCUGCUGGUGUAUCUUCCUGUAACAAGUUGCCACGCUGUCUUGGAGGGUGAUGCUGGAACUUUUUCUCCUCCAGAUCUGAGCAGGAUUUCGGGCAACAGCUGGUGCAAUUGGACUAUCUGGGCUGGUCCUCACAAGCACAUCUUGAUUUACAUUGAAGGAUUUGAAGGGAAUUCACAAUGUGAAGAAAAUCAGGAUAAGGUCAUAUUCCAAGGAGCCUUGUCGAGUGUUGAAAGCAAAAUAACUUAUGCAUGCAGAAACCAUGGUACUUUGGUGUUUGCUGCACAGGCUGUGGCUGUCCAUAUAGUGUUUUUGUCAACAAUGUCUUCUCACAACCAUAGUCAUAAACAUUUUAAAGGACGGUAUUAUGUAUUUGAAGAUUAUGAAACUUUUACUGGUGGUGAAAGGCCAGUUGUGAAAUCUAACAGCGGUGCUGGACUUUCUCCCAACUCUGUAAUAAUGGAUUUUGCAAACACUAGCAGAAAGCUUAGCAGCGAAAAUGGGCUUCCUGCGACUAGUAAAGAGAGAUGGUGGGGAAAUGGCAAGGCUACAAGCUUAGAAUCAUUCCUAGAGCCUACAGUUUCUCUCUUGAAAACCAAAAAAAAAGUUACCUUGAAACCUCUUGAUAUAAAGAGGAUUCAUGUUGCUAAGUCAUCUAUUGUUGACAUGAGGAAUGGGAGUGAAACCUCUUCCAUCAACUUCAAUAAAACUCUAGUCUUAGAAUCAAGCAGUAUUGAGAAUGAAGAAAAAGCAGUUAUGUACAAGCCAAUUGCCUCUUCAGCCACACGACGUGUGUCCCAAAAGGUCAGAAUGGUGACAAAAUCGGUGGCAGUGAAAGGUCAUGGAACUGCCACUGAAUCUGUCACUCUUCAAAAUAGUGGGCAUAUAACCACACGCAGGGAGCCAGGAUACAUGAACAAUACUGGGAGAACAAUAUUUGGAACAUCUGCCUUGAGUGGCACUACUUUUCCACAAAUGUUCAUGGAAGAUCAGAGAACUCCAGUUUCACCUCCUAAAAGUAUCCCAGAGAAGAAGCAAGAAGAGGUUCCUCACCCACUGCAGGCUAAUUCUGAGUUCUCCAGGAAAAUCAUGGAUGAAAUGGAAUUUCAACACUUGGAACUGAAGGAAGUAUUUACAGGAGAGCAGAGGGACCAUCAAGCCUAUGGAGAAGAGAAUGGCAACAGUAAUAAGUACAUAGCAGUGACUACUGCUGCAGGGAAAAAUGAACCUCGUGGAGCAGAGCAGCUCACUACAGAAAUGCCAAACAUUCCUACAGCCAAGCCAAAAACUUAUCUGACCACUGUAGGGUACUCUAAUGUGCUGCCUGCUCCUUCACUAAGGAUGCUUAAUAGGAAACUCUUGGGCUCUACAACCACUACAGCUACAAAUUUCCAGGCUGUUCCCUCAAAGAACUCAAAAGGUACCCAAGUAGAGGCAGUUUCUACUUCGUCUCUCAACGAUCCAGUAACCAGAUACAUAGAGCGACUGCAAAAGAAGCCCACAAACCCAAAUCCUCUCUACUCACCUUCUGAUCAGGUGUCAAGUCAUAAAACUUCAUUGAAAGCAGAGAAUAAUUCCUAUGAGAGGGAUUCUGUUUUGAAGCCCCAUGACAAUAAUUUUGUACUGGAAUCAGAGCACAAUCCUGGAGAUCUUCUGUUUGAAAUAAGUUUUGGUAUAGAAAACAAAGCAUGGAGCUCUCCCAUUGGAAGUGAGUUGGAAAAAGCUCUCAUAGACUCUAUUAAGAGUCAGGUACAAGAGAAAAUGAAACUCUUCUCAAUCAAAGUCAAGGAAGUCAAGUUAAAGGAAAUUAUAAGGAAAGAAGAAACUGAUAGACAAAAUGGCCCGAACCUGAUAUUCAUGUUCUGGCUCCAUCUAACACCAGAAGAAAAGAAUAUAUCUCACUUAUUGCAUUUGCAACUGGAAGACCUUGGUGGAGCAUCUGUGGAAGAUGGCAAGGUUCAGACAGUUGUGGUGAGAGAUGUGAAUGAAUGCAGCUCUGGGAUUGGGCUAUGUGGUGACAAGGCCAUCUGUCUCAAUGGAUAUGGAACAUAUAUAUGUCAAUGUAAAGAAGGUUAUGAGGAUCGUUCUCCAAAAAAUCCAGGAACUCUGUGCUUUCAUAAUCCACGGACAGGCAUUAGCUCCUUGUUCCGCUAUACUGAGAUUCUUGUAGGUACCACGGUUUUUUUCAUCUGUGCUCUUGUAGUGGUGAUCAGUGUGCUGUGCACCAUAGUAAAAAAUAAAUUUACUAAGAAGGACUUGCACUUUCAAGAGGCUGCUUUGCCUGGGACAGCAACAUCAUUUGAUCAGAGUAACAUCCAUCCUCUCCUUAGUCUAGACCCUGGCCUGUUAAAACUCAGAGCCAAGUCGCCAGAACAGCCUUUACAACAGAGAACUAGCCCCAGUGAAACGUACAGAGUAUCUAUUGAGCAGUCUGAAUGUUUAUAAAGAAAAUGCAAUAUAAGUUACACCCCCUUUCCCCAAUUCAUAAUUAAUCUCCUUUCAUUUCUUGUUAGUGAGUAGAUGCAACUUUUUGUUACGUAGCAGUUCUUACAGAAUUUUUUUAUCACUCCUUGCCUAUUUCCC
Molecule: messenger RNA, 2646 nt
Organism: Zootoca vivipara (common lizard)
Lineage: Eukaryota; Metazoa; Chordata; Lepidosauria; Squamata; Lacertidae
Source: RefSeq, a predicted model, not a curated record